AUGGCGGAUCUCGUGAUUCCCAGCCUCGCCUCAAUUUUCGGGCAGGGCCUCCUCGGCUCAGGCAAGGCGCUUUCGGGAGACGUGCGUGAAGGCACGAAUGUGAGAGCGCUCCGCUAUAAGAUGCGCGCUCUCAUGGAGGUACGCGAGGACUCGCCGCAUGCGGGGGCUGUUCGCGAUAUGGCGGCGGACGCUAUGCUCUCCGCGCUGCAGGGGGAAGGCGCGGAUGCUGACGUGGCAGGGGAGAAGACGAGGAGGAUGCUGAAGAGGGAGAAGGGCGAGAAUAAGGGGAAGGAUGAGGGGCAUGAUUGGAGGAAUGAGGAGAGGAAGGAUGAGGGGAAUAAGAGGAAGGAUGAGGGAAAUAAGAGGAAGGAUGAGGAGAAUAAGAGGAAGGAUGAGGAGAAUAAGAGGAAGGAUGAGGAGAAUAAGAGGAAGGAUGAGGGGAAUAGGAGGAAGGACGAGGAGAAUAGUAGGAAGGACGAGGAGAAUAGGAGGAAGGACGAGGAGAAUAAGAGGAAGGACGAGGAGAAUAAGAGGAAGGACGAGGAGAAUAAGAGGAAGGACGAGGAGAAUAAGAGAAAGGAUGACGAAGAGAAUAAGAGGAAGGAUGAGGAGAAUAAGAGGAAGGACGAGAAGAAUAAGAGGAAGGACGAGGAGAAUAUGAGGAAGGACGAGGCGAAUAAAAGGAAGGACGAGGCGAAUAAAAGGAAGGACGAGGCGAAUAAAAGGAAGGACGAGGAGAAUAAGAGGAAGGACGAGGAGAAUAAGAGGAAGGAUGAGGAGAAUAAGAGGAAGGAUGAGGAGGAGAAUAAGAGGAAGGACGAGGAGAAUAAGAGGAAGGACGAGGAGAAUAAGAGGAAGGACGAGGAGAAUAAGAGGAACUAG
Messenger RNA from Closterium sp. Naga37s-1, 882 nucleotides. Lineage: Eukaryota; Viridiplantae; Streptophyta; Zygnematophyceae; Desmidiales; Closteriaceae. The record is from the annotation of a GenBank genome assembly.